AAGAUUAGUCUUCCAACUCUUUCCUGCUAAUUUAUGGUCAUGAUGGAAUGGUCUUUGGUGAAGUGCUGCUUGUGGGUUUCAUUGGUGUUACUAUUUCAAAUUCUUGAUCAUGGGGGGGUGUUUGGGUGCUUUGAAGACGAGAGGAUUGCUCUCUUGGAAAUUAAAAAGGCUUAUUCCUUCAACUGGACGACAGAUGAUGCUGGACAUGAUGAUGGCAGAGGGAGUAGUACUGAUUGUUGUGAUUGGGAGCCAGCAGUGAUCAAGUGUAAUGCAACCACAGGACGAGUCAUUCAACUCUCUUUCAAUGAUAUAAAGGGAUUUGAAAAUGGAUUUGAACAUUAUGUUUCCCUAAAUGUUACCUUGUUUUCUGCUUUUAAAGAACUGCAACUCCUCAACUUAUCUUAUAAUCGCUUUGAUGGUUUAAUAGAAAAUGAAGGAUUUGAAAGAUUGGUUGGAUUGGGAAAGCUAGAGGUCCUAGACCUAAGUGGAAAUCUCUUCAACGAUAGCGUUCUUCAAUCUUUGGGUACGCUUAAGUCCCUUAGGAAAUUGUCUCUUUCCGGCAACAAUCUUGAAGGAUCUUCACAUUUUGAAGGAUUUAAAAGAUUGGUUGGAUUGGGAAAGCUAGAGGUCCUAGACCUGAGUGGAAAUCUCUUCAACGAUAGCGUUCUUCAAUCUUUGGGUACGCUUAAGUCCCUUAGGAAAUUGUCUCUUUCCGGCAACAAUCUUGAAGGAUCUUCACAUUUUGAAGAACUAGCGAAUUUACAUAACUUGCAAUCAUUGGAUUUGAGUUUUAAUGCAAUUGAAGCCUCCUUGCAAAUAAUCCAAGGUUUCAAAAGAUUUGGUGGAUUACAAAUGCUAGAGGUCCUUGACCUUUCACAUAAUUUCUUAAAUAACAGCAUCCUUCCAUCUUUGGGUACUGUCAAGUCCCUUAGGAAAUUGUCCCUUUCUGCCAACAAUCUCGAAGGAUCUUCAUAUUUUGAAGAAUUCUUAUCUAAUAUGCAUAUGUUGCAGUCAUUGGAUCUGAGUUUUAAUUUCAUUAAUGGGACACUCCCAGGCUUGUGUCAAUUGAGGAACCUUCAUGAGUUAGAUCUUAGUCGGAAUGAUUUUGAAGGGGUUCUUCCUCCAUGUCUCAAAAAUUUAACAACUCUCAGGAAGUUAGAUCUGUCAUAUAACCAUUUAAAUGGAAGCAUCCCCUCAUCUCUCAUACCCAGCCUAACAUCCCUCGUUUCCAUUUCUUUGAGCUUUAAUGAUUUUGAUGGCCUGUUCCCAUUCAUCUCCUUUGCUAACCAUUCCAACCUUGAAUCAAUUGACCUUUGUUGUGCUGGAGACAAAUUCAAAGUGGAAACUGAAUAUCCUUCUUGGGUUCCUCCAUUCCAAUUGAAGGCACUUCUUUUGUCAAACAACAAUCUCAAUGUUAUUCCAAGAUUUCUCAAUAACCAAUACAACUUGAGACAGGUUGAUCUCUCCAGUAACAACCUCAGCGGAACUUUCCCCAAUUGGUUGCUGGAGAACAAUAAAAUGUUAGGAGUUCUAAUCCUGAGAAAUAAUUCAUUGAGUGGUCAUAUUGUCCUACCAUCCAAUAUUGUCCACAAGGCUGCAUACUCUAUAGACAUUUCGAACAAUGGCAUCAAUGGACUGCUUCAAGAAAGCAUCGGAAGGAUCUUACCAAACAUAGAGAACUUGAAUCUAUCCCACAAUUACUUUGAGGGUGGCGUUCCUUCAUCAAUAGCUAACAUGAAAAGGUUGAAAUAUUUAGAUCUGGCCAAUAAUAAUUUCUCAGGAGAAAUUCCAGUAGAGAUGGCCACAAGUUGCAAUAACCUGCUUUUUUUAUUACUUUCAAAUAAUAGAUUGCAGGGUGAAAUACUUCCUCCAUAUUUCAAUUGGACUCAAUUGAUAGGAUUAUAUUUGGACAACAACUCAUUCUCGGGAAAUAUCUUAACUGGGUUGUCCAAAUUCUCUGAAUUAAAAUUUCUGGAUAUUGGAAACAAUUGGAUAAGAGGAAGAAUACCUAAUUGGAUUGGUAACCUCACAAACCUGUACACACUCGUCAUGCGGGGUAAUUCUUUACAAGGAAACAUCCCAGUUGAGUUUUAUAAGCUUCAGCAAGUCGAGUUCAUUGACCUUUCCCAAAAUUUACUUUUGGGUUCAAUACCAUCAAUAUUGAACUCAACAACUUUACAACAUCUACACCUGGAAGGGAAUAGGUUCACUAGGACUCCACCACCAACUCUACGUUUCAAUGAUUCAUCUCUUUUGACAUUGGACAUUGGAGAUAAUGACUUAUAUGGUGUUAUGCCAAACUGGAUAGGUGGCCUUUCUGAUUUGACAGUUCUUCGCUUGAAACAAAAUCAUUUCAGUGGUUCAAUACCGAAUUACAUUUGCCAAUUGUCGAGGAUAUAUGUAAUGGAUCUUUCCCAUAAUGCCCUUUCUGGAUCAAUACCACAAUGUUUGAAUAACAUUUCGUUUGGGAGAGGCGCAACACUUGAAAUCCUUGAUCAAAUUGAUUUUUUCGACCAUUUUUUCUACAGUUCCAUUGAAGUUUCUCUCCUCGGUUAUUAUGAAGAGAAUAGCAGGAGAUUGACUCCAUUAGAAGAGGUUGAGCUCAUUAUGAAAAAAAGGUCCGACUCUUACAAAGGUAUCAGUCUUAAUUUGUUGUCUGCAUUAGAUUUAUCCUGUAAUAACUUAACAAAUGGCAUCCCAUCUGAAAUAGGAGAACUAGAAGGAAUUAUUGAUUUAAACUUGUCUCACAAUCAGCUAACUGGACCCAUUCCAAGAACCUUGUCAAACCUAACCCAAGUAGAGAGUUUAGACCUUUCCUACAACAACCUGAGUGGGGAGAUCCCUUCAGAAUUAUCCAUACUAUGCUCAUUGGAGGUCUUCACUGUGGCACACAACAACUUAUCUGGUAAGCUACCAGAGAUGAAGGCACAAUUUGGGACGUUCACAAGCACCAGUUAUGAAGGCAACCCAUUCCUUUGUGGUCCACCAUUACCAAGAGAUUGUUCAUCAACAGUACCUUCAAUUGGAGUUAGGAAUGAUGAUGAUGAUGAUUAUGAUAUCGACAUCAGUGCUUUAUAUGCAAGUUUUGCCGCUUCCUAUGUCAUUACCUUGUUUGGAUUUGCAGCAGUUCUCUACAUCAAUCCUUAUUGGCGGAGAAUGUGGUUCCGUUUCAUUGAGCAAUGUAUCGAUUCAUGUCAUGAAUUUGUGUGUGAUACCUGGUACAAGUUAGUCAUCCGUGCAUCUACUUAAGAUAGUUUCCUCUAUCUUGUUUUAUAAUAUGUAUAAUCUUUUUUUUUUGGUACAAUGUAUAAUCUUGAUUAAGAGAGUGAAACCAUGUAAUAAUAGCCCGUGGGAGUGAAUGUCUCGGAUCCAAUUUCUCAUUCGCUAUGUGGGGGAUGGAAAAUAAAUUAAAGGAUGCCCUUUUUUUU
Messenger RNA from Macadamia integrifolia, 3428 nucleotides. RefSeq names its product receptor-like protein 15. The transcript is spliced from 7 exons. Gene Ontology annotation, molecular function: protein binding. The coding region runs from base 34 to 3249 and encodes 1071 amino acids. Lineage: Eukaryota; Viridiplantae; Streptophyta; Magnoliopsida; Proteales; Proteaceae. The record is from RefSeq and is a predicted model, not a curated record.